AUGACUGACACUCCCCGACUACGUUCGGCGUUUCCUCGAACCCCGCGCUCCAAUCCGCGGACCUCACGCUCGUCCAACGGCUAUGACCAGAACGUCACGCCCGUCCCUUUUGGUCGGGGAAGCAAGAUCAACUUCACCACUGCCAGCGCCGUUGUGAAGUCUGCCGGUGCCGCUCAGCCUCAAGAUCCGCCGUUGAUACCGUUCCACAUCAUCGAUGCGCCUGCGCAGAGGCUCUAUGUCGUGGCGUUUUAUGUCGCUUUGAAUGCCUGGCGGUUAUAUGAAUAUUGGGUUUCAACAGACGAAGGGGAUGCUACAUGGCUCUUUUUAAAAUGGCUGCUUAUAGAUGCUGUGUAUUUGUUUGGGCUUCCUGUUCUGCGAAUCCCAUGGCUGGAGUGGGCGUUUUCGACAACCUUGGCCAUCUUCCUGGUCCAUGUCGUGAUUAACGUCUUUUUGAUGUUUAGGAUACCGCUACCGAUGGAAGCAUGGAUGGUUGCUCUGUUCAAGAUGGCCUAUGACAGGGAGCUGUCAAUUUCGGGUCAGAGAGUCAAGCCUUAUGAUAUUCUCCACAACUCGUCUCUCAUUUUAGGCAAACAUAUCGUCCAUAUCUUGCCGGAGGGUUCUGCCGUUCUGAACCCGGAUAAGGUCCCGCUCUGCCUGGGCCAUACGCACACGUCCGUGAACCUCCCUAUCCGCGUCAACCAGACCAACCCCAUUCUCAUAGAACUGCUGCGGUUCGACCUCGAAACUGGCGUUAAUGAAACGAUCGUCAUCCCUGAAAAGCAGGCGAAGGUUCUGAGACGGCAAGCAGCUCAGGCCAAUCCUCGACCUGACUCGCAAAACUGGUUGGAUCUACUCUUUCCUGUGCGCAAGACAGGUAUUUAUCAGAUAAAAAGGGUGGUGGAUGAAUCCAAGCUUGCUGUCCAGCAUCGUUCGAUGGAUACUCUGGUUGUUGCCUGCCCGAAAGCAACUGUCCAGACCCAGGGAACUCACAAAUGUAGGGGUGAACUAUCGGAUUUGACUAUGUCACUGCAUGGGACGCCGCCGUUCAAGAUAAAAUAUAGUCGUACAGUCAACGACGUCGACCAGGGAAUUUCCUUCCAAAGCAUUCAGCCGGAAAGCCAUCGAUUACCGGAAUCUGAUGAGGAGCCGAUUAACCCAACACUCGCAAAGUUUAACUGGGCACGCCAACAGAAAGUAGAAGUCCCGUUGAACGAAUCACUGAAUGCGUUUGGCGAGUGGGUUUAUGCCAUUGAGGAGGUACAUGAUGGCUGCGGCAAUAUCGUCAAUUAUACCCAACAUCCAGACAUCGAUGAGCGUCUUUGGUCACAACACCCACCACAAUCUCAGCAGUUUUUCGUCCAUGAACUGCCUCGCGUCUCGCUGACCGGCUGUGAUACCCAAACAUACCUCCAGAUUGCAAAGGGGGAUUCUAUCGACCUCCCUGUUCAUUUCCACGACACUGGUCAUGGCCAGAACAUGGAUUUCCCGUUCACACUUAGCUAUUCCUUUGCCGAAUCGGGGGACGACAACGAUAUAAAGAUGCCUACAUCCGUCCAUGAAUUUGAAUUUAAAAACGCCAACUCUAGACCGAGGAUUUCAGCGUCUGGGUGGUAUAGUAUCACCGGUGUCUCUAGCCCGUUCUGUCGGGGUGAGGUCUUCGAGCCUUCAUCCUGCUACCUCCAUAACCCUGCCGAGCCGCAAUUGGCUAUUCGCCAUGAAAAGGUAUAUGAUACCUGCGCCAACAACUCGGUCGGCCUAUUGGUUUAUCUCGACUUGAUCGGAACACCGCCGUUUAAAGUCCGAUAUUCAAUUGAGCAAGCUAAGGGAGUGCAAACCAGGGUACAGACGAUUAAUGGCCUGCACGGACAACUUGACUUGAAGCCCGCUGAGGAAGGCCAUUACAGAUACAAGUUUUUGGACAUAUCCGAUCGUAUAUAUGAGGCCAGGUCAUUGAAGGAUAGCGUGCCCUCCCUGGAACAGGAUGUGAAACCUCCCGCUUCAGCACACUUCGUCGGCCCACUUACAAGUCGCAAAGCAUGUUUCGGCGAACCAGUCUCAAUGGACGUAAUGUUUGUAGGCGAACCGCCAUGGGUCCUGAAUUACGAAGUCGUUCAUAACGGGAAGAGGAAGAAACAUGAACUUAAGAGUGAUACCGAUGUCGCAUCUCUCUCCACGGCGGACCUUGUUAAUGGCGGUGUUUAUACUGUCGGCCUCACGAGCGUUAAGGAUAGGUCGAAUUGCAAGAGAGCCUUGAAGGAGGAGAUUCGAAUAGAAGCCAGACCGAAGAGGCCACGCGUUGCAUUUGGACAGUUAGACCAGAAGAGGAGUGUUCUCGCUUUAGAGGGUAAAGCGGUAGACCUGCCUUUGAGGCUAGAGGGCGAGGCUCCCUGGAAAGUGAAGUACCGAAACAAACUUGAUCCCUCGUCGACACCCGUUGAGAAAACUUUUUGGAAUGCGAACAGUGUACUUCGGGUAUCAGACCAAGGACAGUAUGAUAUCAUUGGCAUAUCAGAUGCAACUUGCCCUGGAUCAGUUGAUGAAAAAGCCCAUAUCUUUGACGUUUCUUGGAUUUCUCGACCGAGGAUCACUGAAGUCGACGCAGUUCCGUUGGGCAAGCAAACCACCUUCACAAAGGAUGAAGUAUGCGAGGGUGAUGAGAGUACUCUGGAGCUGAAAUUCGAAGGCAACCGUCCAUAUACCAUUCGCUACGAGGAGAGUUACAAGGCUGGAAAUUCUGCUCCAUCGGCGAGACUAAGGAGUCUAACCGCCGCAUUGAACUCUGCCUCCGUCCAGAUGCGAACUUCCGUGGCCGGAAAUUACACGUAUAGGUUCUUGGAGAUUGGUGAUAAUCUUUAUGGUCUUGAGAAGAAAGCAAAGGACCCGAUCGUCAUUACCCAAAGGGUGAAUCCGCGCCCAUCAGCACGCUUUGAGUCUCCUAGUAAGGUCUACGGGUUCUGCAAGGAGGAAGAACAGGAGGAUGAGACGAUUCCUAUUGUGUUGGAGGGAGUACCUCCAUUCACCCUUGAGCUAGCCGUUAAGCACCACUCGAGCGCCAAACCGGAACUUCUAUCUAUUCCCAACAUUAACUCCCACCGGUACGCACUUCCUGUUCCACGUCGAUACCUUGACCUCGGACAACAUGUGAUAAGCAUACGCAAAGUUCGAGAUUCUCGCGGUUGCCAGAGAGCAACUGAGUUUGAUGGAUCAUCGGUCCGGGUCUCAAUCUCUGAUGUACCAACCAUCCUUCCUCUUGAAUCGCGCGAGGAUUACUGUGUUGGUGAGAGAAUUUCCUUUUCUCUUUCGGGCCAUGCACCGUUCGAAAUUUACUACACCUUCGACGGUGUUGCGAGAAAGGCUAAAAGCCAGUCGACUACUUUCCGUCGUAUUGCGGAAAUGCCUGGUGAAUUCAAGAUUACGUCGGUCAGCGAUGGAGCCAGUGGAAGGUGCAGAGUGCACAAAAAUAUUACCAAGGUGAUCCAUCAAAUGCCUAGUGUGAAGAUAAGCCGUGGAGGUGUGUCUAUCGUCGACAUACCCGAAGGUGGUGAAGCAGAGAUCAUGUUUGAAUUCUGGGGUACUCCUCCCUUUGAGUUCACAUAUACCCGCAGCACGAAUGAUGGAAAGGGCAAGAAGCGUGUGAUCCUUGAUACGAAGAAUGAUAUUUCUCACGAGCACACGAAGACAGUCAAAGCAUCGGAUGAGGGAACAUAUGAAGUGGUAGCCAUAAAGGACCGCUACUGUUCGUUCUCAACACAGAAUACUGAUAAAGGAGGCCGCCGUGGAUUUUUUUAA
Molecule: messenger RNA, 3789 nt
Organism: Arthroderma uncinatum
Lineage: Eukaryota; Fungi; Ascomycota; Eurotiomycetes; Onygenales; Arthrodermataceae
Product: nucleoporin Pom152
Exons: 4
Coding region: 1-3789 (1262 amino acids)
Biological process (GO): protein import into nucleus; nuclear pore organization
Cellular component (GO): nuclear pore transmembrane ring
Molecular function (GO): structural constituent of nuclear pore
Source: RefSeq, a predicted model, not a curated record